Penicillium salamii is the source of this 1374-nucleotide messenger RNA. NCBI's taxonomy places the organism in Eukaryota, Fungi, Ascomycota, Eurotiomycetes, Eurotiales, Aspergillaceae. The record is from the annotation of a GenBank genome assembly.
AUGGACUUCACAACCAUCCUGAACAGGAAAAAUUCCGCCGCUGCAGCCGCUGCCGCCGCCGAAGCGCAGUUACAACACCAGUACUUUCAGCAGAGUGCACAGUUACACACCGGAGCUUCGCCAACAAUGAAGAGCGAAUCAGGUGGCUCGGACAACCCAGUGAACGCAUACCCCCCUCACGGCCCUCCGAUGCAAAUGGACGCGGGACUUGCCGAUGGUUUCUACUACGCGCAGCCCACAGGGUCUACUCCCCGAAACAUGGCUUAUGCUCCAGCGGGAUACGCGGGCGACCCCCAGAUGCAGCAGGAGCCUAUGCCCCAGGGAAGGACUGGCGUGGAUCCUCCACCAAAGACUUUCCACUGCUCAACCUGCAACAAGGGAUUUGCUCGGCGUAGUGAUCUCGCUCGGCAUGGUAGGUUUCCCCGACAUUUCAAUCAUGGAUUGCGACUAACGCUCACUAUAGAACGUAUUCAUACCGGCGUUAGACCCCAUGCUUGUGACUGGCCCGGAUGUGGGAAACAAUUCAUCCAACGUUCGGCAUUAACAGUGCACUCCCGUGUGCACACUGGAGAGAAGCCACACAUGUGUGAGCGAUGUGGAAAGCCCUUCAGCGAUUCUUCUUCGUUGGCUAGACAUCGCCGCAUACACUCCGGUAAACGGCCCUACAAGUGCCCAUACGCCAACUGCCAGAAGACUUUCACGCGCCGGACUACGUUGACUCGCCACCAAAACCACCAUACUGGAACAAUCGAGGAAGCUGCUGCGGAGACAGAGGCCCAGCUGCGACAAAACAAAGAUCGUGGACGCCCCGGCGAAGGAAUGUUUUCGGAGCACGGUUCUAUUCACUCCACCCCGUCACCCGGCCAACAUCCCUCUAUGUCACCCGGUGGUGAAUUGCCCCCAUUGAACAUGCAUCGAUCCGCUGGCGACUACUACAUGGGCACUGGGCCCAUUCCGCCUCACGUGCGCGGGGAUUUCCCCCAAGGCAGCCCCCGAGCUUCCCCGACUGCGACAUCUCCCUCGCUUUCGAGCUAUGGCAGUGCCCCCCAUGUUCGCCCAUCUAUGACCUCGCAUCCCUAUGCCCCACCGCAGCCUUUGGAGCCUCCGGCUACCAGCGAUCAUCGCCCCAACAGCGUCAACGGAAGCCCCCACAUGACAAGCCUCGGAUGGGCCUCCCCGUCUCAUGGCAGCAUGCCCUCGCCUGGGUCUGCCAAUGAUUUCACUUACCCGGAGCCCACUGGCCCAGCGUACCCAACCUCCAUGCCGCCACACAUGUACUUCCCCAACUCUACCAUUCGCCGGCCCACCAGCACCGAGCCUGAUAACUACGAGAUGAAGGCUCGAGGCGACCACUCCUGGUCCACUGCUGUAUGA